This is a messenger RNA of Anoplophora glabripennis (Asian longhorned beetle), 6834 nucleotides long. It is a transcript of the gene chinmo, whose product is annotated as zinc finger protein chinmo. The coding region runs from base 172 to 1524 and encodes 450 amino acids. Gene Ontology annotation, molecular function: protein binding. The record is from RefSeq and is a predicted model, not a curated record. Gene Ontology annotation, cellular component: nucleus. The transcript is spliced from 6 exons. NCBI's taxonomy places the organism in Eukaryota, Metazoa, Arthropoda, Insecta, Coleoptera, Cerambycidae. Gene Ontology annotation, biological process: regulation of transcription by RNA polymerase II.
UGCGUGAGAGCGCGUGUUGCAUUUUGGGUUUAGUGUAGAUAGUGAACGUGUCCGAAUUCGCGUGCACUGCGCCUCUGUCCCGCGAUGUGCUGGUUGUCGUCGAUGUAGUGUGUCCUCCCUCGGGAUUGCGUAACGAAUCUACCUCAUAAUUUUGUCCAUUCCGGUGUUGAGAUGGACUCUCAGCAACAACAAUUCUGUCUAAAAUGGAACAGUUUCGGAUCGAACCUUGCUACCUCAUUCAGCAACCUCUUCAAAUCGGAAAGCCUAGCGGACGUGACACUAUUCUGUGAUGGGGUGACUUUCAAGGCACACAAACUGAUCCUGGCGGCGUGCAGCAAACACCUGGCCGACCUGUUCGAGACGGCGCCGCUGCACCAGAACCUGCUGGUUAUCCUGGACGGCACGUCGGCCUCCAACAUGUCCGCCCUGCUGGAGUUCAUGUACAAGGGGGAGGUGCACGUGUCCCAGGACUCCCUGUCCAGCUUCCUCAAGGCGGCCGAAUGUCUGCAGGUCAAGGGGCUCAGCAUCGAGCACGAGAAGCUGGCCGUGGCGCAGAGCGUCACCCCCAUGGACACCAGCCUGGAGUCGUCCAGGAAGCAUCUCAAGGUAUUGAAAGAAGAACUAGACAACAACGGCUCCAACAGCCACCACCAGUCCAGCCCGUCCCCCAGCUACUCGCCGACGGUGUCGUCGCCCUACAUGCACCCCCACCACUACAGAUACGACCAGCGUAUGCAGAACGCGGGCGGCAACUUCGAGAAGCGGCCGCUGCGCAGCCCCAACGAGAUCCUGCAGGAGUCGGUGAGGGCGUCGGUGUUGAGGGACGGCAGCAAGGCCGUCGGACGGCCCGGGUCGCCGGGGGCACUAUCGCUCGGCUACAGGCCCUCCUCCUCCUCCAACUUGCCAGGCCAGCCAGAGGCCGACGCGCCGUCCGAGAACAGGUUCGAUCCCGACCAGGCCACGGCACUCAUCUGCCCAGAGAGCAACACCUCCGACAGGUGCCAGGACCCAGGAUGUCCAGAAGAUUUGCGAAUGAAGAUGGAGCCGGGAAUGCAACAGGACGAGCCGCCGAGCAGUACCGCAGGCGGUGGUAGUGGCGGCGGCAACAUGCUCAACAGCGGCGGAGGGAAGGCGGCGAACGGGGCCAUCGGGCCGCAAACAAACUACAACCAUGACAGGGACAAGGACCUCCUGCCCCUGUGGAGCACGGUCGCAGGGAAGCUGUCCCACAAGACCGGAACUGUCAACACGCCCGAUGGAAAGAAAUUGAAGUGCCCUUUUUGUGAGAGAUUGUACGGCUACGAGACCAACCUGAGAGCCCACAUAAGACAGCGGCACCAGGGCAUCAGGGUGCCCUGUCCGUUCUGCUCCCGCACCUUCACCCGCAACAACACCGUGCGGAGACACAUAGCGCGGGAGCACAAGGCCGAGCUGAGCCUCAAGGCGUUCCAGCAGAACCAGCAGCAGCAGCAACAACAACAGCAGCAGCAGCAGCAACAGCAGGCGUUGAACCACAACCCGUAAGCAGCAAGUAGAACGACGUUCGGUGCGCUUUUCGGGAUGGCCCGCCGCCCGAGAUCUGAUGUAAAUAUAAUAUAUUCUCAAGGGCAGGUCCCGGCCGUCUCGGAAAUUCAUGACUACUGUCUGUGUUGUUACCCUUAAAAUAUGGUACGUGUCAUUUUUUAUACUUUAGUUAAAGACUAACCUUUAAGGAGACGGAAAAAGUUUCGACAAACCAAGCUGGACUUGUUUUGUUCCCAUUCUUCUUCGGCCGAGAGAGUAACAUUGAAAUUUGUGUUCAGCUUGUUAUUUUUUUUAGUUUCUAGUUUUUAGGGAACUGUUGCCGUUUAUAAUUCAUUUUCAUUUUGUUAUUUCGGUUAUAGGAGAUAUUUUUUUUGUUUGUACUUAUUAUAUUUUUUAAAGAUGGUUAUUUUUCCCAUUAGGUUUAAGUAAGGAGUAACUUUAAAUGGCCCAAGAGGGGCCGCGAACUACCUCAAUUGUAACUACUCUGCCUCAGGAUUUUUUUAUCAAGUUAGUAUCCGCUAGUCAUUAGUGCAACACAAAACAAUAAUCUAGUUUUAAGUUUCGUAUUAAACUCAGGUAAUAUACACGCAAAUCCAAGAAUAUAUUUUUUCAUUGCGUUGAAGAUGUUACUCACAUUUUUCGUCUAUAUCUCUAAGCUUUAAGAUAUCUGAACAGCUCAGUAGCGGGUCAGACCCGCGAUAACGUGUUUAUUUUCGAAUGAUAGUGCGUGCGAAAUUCUGCUGCUCGGUUUUUAAAUAGGAAAUGAAUUUUGUUUUGUUCACGAAUCAAGUUUUUAGUUUACUUUUCCCAAUAAAAGUGCAAAAAAUGGUAACUUCAGUCACUUAUACAAUAAUUUCUAUAAUCCAGUUUCCACAUAUUUAAACUAUAGAGAUUUUCAGUCUCCUCUGUAGAAAAUACACCAUGACAUAUGAAGACAACAGGAGAAAAAUGUGUUGUCCACAAUAUAUCCCUUGGCACUGCCAUCUAGUAGACAAACCCAUAUAUUUUAUUAUAAAAACAACUUCAUUGUAGAAUGGCACCACUUCAAUUGUUCUUGUAACGAUAUAAGACAUCUGUGGGGUAAACCUUCCAUGGUUUGGAACAACGGAGGGGCAUUUUUCAAUCCGAAAGGCAUUCUUAGAAAUUCAUAAUGUUCAUUAUCUCUUGAGAAUGCUGUUUUCUCAAUAGUUUCGGGAUACACAUACAUCUAUUUAAUGUUAUCCACUGGCUAAAUCUAAUGCAAAAUAUUGAUCCCAUGCUAAUUUGUCCAAGAGGUUACAUAUGUUGGGUAGGAAAUAUAUCUGGUAUCAGUUUUCAUGCGAUUUUCUGUAAUCUGCACAGAAUUUAUUUGCUUGUUAACUUUGUAACUUUGUAAUUCAUGGUUUGGAACAAUGGAGGGGCACUUUUCAAUCCAAAAGGCAUUCUUAUAAAUUCAUAAUGUUCAUUAUCUCUUGAGAAUACUGUUUUCUCAAUAGUUUCAGGAUUCACAUCUAUUUAAUGUUAUCCACUGGCUAAAACUAAUACAAAAUAUUGAUCCCAUCUUAAUUUGUCCAAAAGGUUACAUAUUAUGUUGGGUAGGAAAUAUAUCUGGCAUCAUUUUUCAUGAGAUUUUCUGUAAUCUUCACUGAAUUUAUUUGCUUUUUAACUUUGUAACUUUGUAAUUCAUGGUUUGGAACAAUGGAGGGGCACUUUUCAAUCCAAAAGGCAUUCUUAGAAAUUCAUAAUGUUCAUUAUCUCUUGAGAAUACUGUUUUCUCAAUAGUUUCAGGAUUCACAUCUAUUUAAUGUUAUCCACUGGCUAAAACUAAUACAAAAUAUUGAUCCCAUAUAUCUUAUCAAUCAACGAAAAAUUAAUUUUCUAAACUAGUAUUUUGUGACAAACCUCCCUUUUCCCCUGUGGUCUUCAUAUCAUGCAAUAUUUCCAUUUCCAUAGCAUUUAAUUUUAAUAUUGCUUCAGGCAACUAUUACUAACAUAUUUGUUUCUAAUAAAUUGCUUUAGGCUUUCCCCGAUUUGUAAAUAUAUUCAUUGUGAUAAUACGCCAUGAGCGAAACUCGCAAAAUUCCUCCAUUUUUAGCAUUUUCAUUGGGACGGUCGUUUUUGGGAAUCGUCAUGCACUAUUAUUUUUGCUAGCUCAAAUAAUGUUAAAGUUUCAUUUAUAUUUAAGCAGUUGGAGAUAUCAAUCCAUGCUAAAUGAACCCUGAUUGUGUCGAUUGAUAUAUUUUUUAAAAGUAUAUAUUUAAGCCUAUUAUAUAGUUUAAAAAACGGAUGUUUCAUUGACCGAUUGCCAUAUAAUAUAAAUCGUACGUAUAAACCAAAUAGAUAUUAAUUUAUAAGCAAGUACUAGUCAUAACAGGUUACAGUAGCGCAAAAAAAUACACAGGAACAGUCUACCUCAUUUACAGUAUUCCCCCCCUUCAUAGAAACGGAAAGCUAAAAGGUCUCGACAUGCAGGUUUCACUCUUUUUUUUUAGUCCGAACUACCUCUAUAUUACAUGACAAACUUCACGAUUAUUUAUUUUUUUAUAGUUAAGAGUAUAUACAGUGUAUGAUAGUUUCAUUGUUAUACAUUUAUAAAUAUAUAGCAAAGCAUAUAGUACAAAUGUUAAUAUAAAUAACUGCAUAACGCAAUAUAUUUUACGGACUGCCAGUUCCGCUUGUCUCAGGUCAGGUGUUAGUGGAAAUAUAUCUCGAGGGCCGUCCGAUUUUUUUCAUAAAAAAGUCGGACGGCCGAAAUAUCUGAUAGGGACGAUUAUGAAAAAUUACAACCUAAUGUCAUUGCGGAAAGUCAGGGAAAAAUAUGUCAUUCGGACAACAAUUCGGCACAAACUUGGGGAUUCACAGGAGAAUUAUUACGUCAUGGGAUGAAGUUAGGUUGGAUUCUUUAUAAUGUCUUUGAUAAUUUGUUUUCUGAAAGUGUGAGAAUUCAAAACGAGCGAGGCGAUCCAGAAGCCUAGACCAUUCAUUUUAUAUUUCCAUCGGUUUUUGUGGUGUCAAAUCAGAAUUUAGUUUUAUUAAAAAUCUUUAUAAUCGGGAUUAAUUUUUUCGCAGUCAAGGCUCCUGGGUGUUUCCUCGUUGAAAUAAGGUUUAGUUUUAAGUGGAUGAAUGUUUGUGAAUAGUCGACCGAACAAUACAUCAAAGAUUCUUUUUGUAAUUAUAUUUAUUUGUAUGGGUGAUACGCUUUCUUGUAUUGUCCGGUCGACGGGUACGCCUGCGAGAACGUACAUUUGCUAUAAAUCAUUUUUGAAACGGGUAAUUUUUAUUGAUCAUCAUAGAUUUAAUCUAUUCUGAGGCAUCAGGGUUCGAUGUUUACAACCUUAGGUUAUAAAAGUUUAUUUUUUAAUGCUUCUAAGUUUAAGUUUAAUUGAGUGUAAAUAUUUUAUUAAUUCGAGAGAAAAAUCAAUUCUAUUAAUUUGUUAUAAUCACAAGAUGUGCGAUAAUUACUUGACAUGUUGGACGUUGGAGAGGAUUUUGACAUGGUUAACAUUUUUUUUUUGGUGAUGGCACUGCGAAACAUAUGUAAAUUAGGUUUGGGAUAGUGAAAAAUUGCGAUAUGAUCGUUUAGGAUGAAAAUUUGACAUAGAUAGGGACGUCAUAAAAUACAUACUUUUUUAUUCUGCAUAGUUUUUGACAAUUUCAUUGAGAACUUGUGGUUUUUGACAAUUUUAUUCAAAUAGUGAUUAAUAACAGGUGUCUAUAUAUAUGCAUAUAUGCAGUUCUGCAAGAGCAUUACUAUUAAAGAAAAUGACCUGGCUUUAAGGUUUAUGGAUCCUAGCACUGUUGGAAAAGCUUAAUUUUUAUUAAAUUACGUCUCUUCUAAUAGAAACUGCCCCAGAAAACGACUAAAUUUACCAGUUUUGUCUCUAAAAAUAGCGUAAAUCAAUUUUAGGUUCGAUCAACAAAGCUUCUUUUCUCUACUCUUCAGCGAAUUAUAAAAUUAACAACAAGACGGAUCAUUUCUAUUCAAAAUUUCUAGGUCCAAGGCACUAGGAUUCGUAUUACGAGUAAAAUAGAGUAGUGGCAAUGCAAUGUUAAUGUUGUGUGAAACAUGGAAUAUAAUGUAACGUUUUUGUCACAUAUAGCUGCAAUAAUCUCAGGAACUGUUCAGGACGUUUAAAAGAUUCAUUAUUUAUUAACUGUAAUAGUUAGGAUUACAUUCAUGAAGAAAAAUAUUUACUAUAAGAUGUGUUCGUGGAUGUAUGAUUGUUAUAUGUAAAAAAAAAUCACAUAAGUCUGCCAGCAAAACGGAAGGUAAACGGGUAGGCAUAGGAUCACCCGAAGCGGAUUUGGACGUGGAACGUUACGAAAGGUUGUACAUCCGUACAAAUAAUUUUUGGCAAUAAAUACAGUAAGCUCGGUCGUGCGUAAAACGUGCAGCAAGUGCGCCGUUUAUUUCUGGCUUGCUGGCGAGAUGCUUGUAAAUAGUGGCACUCGAAUAAUGUUUAUGAAACAUUGGAUUUAAUUGUUGCCUGUUACCUAUUUAUAUGAUCACUAAUUGUUGGGAAAAAUUUCAGUACAAAUACAAAAUCUACCUCAAGCGUAAAUUUGACGUGUGAGCAGACCGCUUCACCCUUAAGAGAAAAAAAUUAGUACAAAAAGUAUGUAUUUAAAUAGUUUUUGUAUUAUUUAUACGGACCUUACCUAGAUGUUGACAUAAACUCAGGAACUUUCAAGUACAAACGACUACACAGUUUUAAAACAUGUAUUAGUAUCAGGGAAUCUCGUAACAAAAUAUAUGUCUAUUCAUACACAUAUUUAUAUCGGAAAAAUUAACACUCUGGGUAAGAUAUACACGCACGUCAGCGUAAACCUAAACACGUCACUGUUCGACUCUUUACGUUUGCCCUGACGGUGGGAGCACGAUCAAAAAUAUGCAACGUCUCGUCAACUGCACUUAUAAAAAAUAUAUUUACAAUUCUAUACUACGAAAAAUUACAAAUUAUACAUCACGGCGUACACGCCGGUGAAUGUACUCGAUAGAUUUCCGAUACGACGUGCAUAUUUUUGAUUUGGCACCAUUCAUAAUACUAUUAGUGGUACAUAUUGUGUGACACUCUCUGUGUAACAUUUUGCAAAAUUAAGUGUUCCUAGACUUUUAACGUUACAUUGUCACACUGUUAAAAUAUAAUUAAUUGUAAAGAAAAACCACGAUGUAAUGUAAUGUUGUACAGCCCACCACCAGUUUUUCACUCCCCUGUUAGGAGUAUAAAUACCAACAACUUAUUGUAAAUAUAAGUAAUUUAAAUGCAAGUAAUUACUAUGUAUUCAUGUUUCUGUUUUACUUAUUAAUUUUAAUAAACAAUUUGUCGUUUA